AUGAGGAUGUUCUUCCGGCACUUGCUCUCCUGCAUCCUCCUGCUCUUGCUAAUGUCACACUUGCCAAGCACGAUCCUGGGCUUGAGAACAUUGAGAGGAGAGGAAGCAAAGAGCGAGUUGCGACGCCAUGAACACGAGCUUCCGCCAGCCGUAUCUCCUUCAAAAGAGGUGGACAACGACGACGCUGCCGCCGCCAAGAAGAGAAAGGAGGCUGAGGUUGGUUAG
Molecule: messenger RNA, 225 nt
Organism: Miscanthus lutarioriparius
Lineage: Eukaryota; Viridiplantae; Streptophyta; Magnoliopsida; Poales; Poaceae
Source: the annotation of a GenBank genome assembly